Musca vetustissima is the source of this 448-nucleotide messenger RNA. It is a transcript of the gene Npc2f, whose product is annotated as NPC intracellular cholesterol transporter 2. The transcript is spliced from 4 exons. The record is from RefSeq and is a predicted model, not a curated record. The coding region runs from base 41 to 448 and encodes 135 amino acids. Lineage: Eukaryota; Metazoa; Arthropoda; Insecta; Diptera; Muscidae.
UGUUAGCGGAUAUGCCAAUACCGUUUAUAGGAAAAUUUUAAUGGCCCGUUCGUUGCCCUUUGAAGAUUGUGGUUCACGUUAUUUGAUAUUGUAUUUGAGUAUAUCCAGCUGUAAUAGCAUACCAUGUGUUAUGUAUCGUGGAACUACGGUCAAAGUCAAUGUGCUAUUCGAUGACGAUGGAAAUAAUACAACAUAUUUGAAGCACGAAGUGCGUUGGAUAUUUAAUGCCAUUAAAACGGAUGCUCACAUUAGCCCGGAUCCCUGUGACGGAGAUCAUGAAUGCAUUUCAAAUGAUACGGAUGGUAAAACGUAUUAUGCCGUCGUACAUGUCAACAAUACCCUGCCGAUGGUACGCGGUACAAUGAUGUGGCAGGCUGAAAACGAAUACAAUCAGGAUGUGAUUUGUUUUAAAGUUCCCGUUUUUAUACAAAUGCCCGAAGGAAUAUAA